CGUCAACGCACAACGUCUCCUUCUCAGCUCCCCGCGUGUGUUUUUCCUUGAUUUAUUCCAAGGAAUUCUUGCUUUAAUUGCAGGCUUAUUACUCUCGAACUUCUUUUUGUAUCUCUUCCAGUGUUUCUCUGUCGUCUCAGUCACGUUCAUUGAAAUCUCCCCGCAACCGAGUUCAGGCUCCAACGUUCAUUUCAAGCUCAGUUAAUCGAACCAAUUCUUCAAGAUUUCCGGGAUUUCGCUGCUGAGCACAAUGACUCUCUACUACAGUCUCGUCUUCUGCCUCCUGGUAUUUGAGAUGGCCGUCUUCAUGGGCUUGAUCGUCCCUCUUCCCUUCACCAUCAAGCGGAAGUUGUUUACCUUCAUCUCGGAAAGCCCGGUGGUAGCGAAAUUACAAUAUGGAUUAAAGAUAACGUUCAUUUUCAUCCUAAUCCUCUUCAUUGACAGCGUCAAUCGUGUGUACCGCGUGCAGCUCGAAUUGUCGUCUUUCAGCAAAGAGGGUGGUGCUAUGGGAGCCGCCGCUCUCGGAACGGACCGCAUGGAAGUCCAGGCUCGCAAGUUCUACUCCCAGCGUAACAUGUACCUCUGUGGCUUCACGCUUUUCCUCUCCCUGAUCCUCAACCGCACCUACACCAUGAUUCUCGAACUCCUCCGUCUCGAGGACAGGGUCAAGCACCUCCAGGGCGACAAGCAGACUGGCGGCAAGGACUCCGCUCGUCUUGCUAGUGCCGGUGACCUUGGCGAGAUUGGCCGUCUUAAGGAGGAGCUCGCUACCAAGGACCGUGACAUUGAGACCCUCAAGAAGCAGGCUGAUGGAUUGGCUCGUGAGUACCACAACCUGGGCGACAAAGUCUCCGACAAGCCUGAGGGACCUAAGAAGGAUCUGUAAAUUUCAGCGAGUCACUGUUGAAAACUUGGUCAUAGGUUGUGCUAUGAAAUUUACGACGUGACGGUUGGUAUUUCAAAUGCUUCGAAGAAUGUGUGGAUGUGUUUGCAUUUAGCACUAUGGUGAACAUUUGUACAACGGAUCUUCGGCUUUUCGGGCUGCGGGUUGACGGAUGGGUGUUUUAAGGGAUUAUAUUUGCCAGGGUAUACGAACACAAAUACUUCACUUGGCAUAUGGUAUCACUGUGAGCCUUUAUUUCGGUAUGAAAAAAUGUAUUUAUCCUGUUUUAUUUCACUCAAAUUUUACUACGCCAAAUAUGCAAAGCAA
Messenger RNA from Aspergillus ruber CBS 135680, 1210 nucleotides. RefSeq names its product putative BAP31 domain protein. Lineage: Eukaryota; Fungi; Ascomycota; Eurotiomycetes; Eurotiales; Aspergillaceae. The transcript has 4 exons. Bases 251 to 886 code for a protein of 211 amino acids. Gene Ontology annotation, cellular component: endoplasmic reticulum; endoplasmic reticulum membrane. The record is from RefSeq and is a predicted model, not a curated record. Gene Ontology annotation, biological process: endoplasmic reticulum to Golgi vesicle-mediated transport; intracellular protein transport.